Messenger RNA from Sebastes umbrosus (honeycomb rockfish), 2888 nucleotides. It is a transcript of the gene prkag1, whose product is annotated as protein kinase, AMP-activated, gamma 1 non-catalytic subunit. The coding region runs from base 168 to 1160 and encodes 330 amino acids. NCBI's taxonomy places the organism in Eukaryota, Metazoa, Chordata, Actinopteri, Perciformes, Sebastidae. The transcript has 13 exons. The record is from RefSeq and is a predicted model, not a curated record.
CAAAGAGCCGGCUCUUUGAACCGGCUCGUUCGUGACGACACAUCACUAACAGCCAUUGAAGUUGCUGGUUGCUCGCUGUAGCGGAAGACUUGUGUUGGUUUAGUAAGAUCUAACCUGCCAUUUGUAACCGGACCCGGCUACAGGACGACGACACAGCGGAUGGGAACAUGGAGUGUAUUCCAGCGGCUAUUGAUGAUCUUGAGGGCAAAAAGGACCCGGUCGUAGAGGACCCAGAGCACAAUGUGUACACCCGGUUUAUGAAGUCCCACCGGUGUUACGACCUCGUACCUACCAGCUCCAAACUAGUUGUGUUUGAUACAUCGCUUCAGGUCAAGAAGGCAUUUUUUGCUCUUGUUUCUAAUGGGGUGAGGGCAGCGCCCCUGUGGGACAGCAAGAAGCAGUGCUUCGUGGGUAUGCUGACCAUCACAGACUUUAUUAACAUCCUACAUCGCUACUACAAAUCUCCAUUGGUUCAGAUAUACGAGUUGGAAGAACAUAAAAUUGAAACAUGGAGAGAGUUGUACCUUCAAGACUCUUUUAAGCCCUUGGUUAGCAUAUCUCCCAAUGCGAGUUUGUAUGAUGCGGUGUCAUCGCUGCUGAAGAAUAAGAUCCACAGACUGCCUGUAAUCGACCCCCUGACAGGGAACACGCUCUAUAUCCUCACACACAAGAGGAUUCUCAAGUUCCUGAAGCUUUUUAUAUCAGAGAUGCCAAAACCCUCGUUCUUGAGACAAACCGUAGAGGACCUGAAGAUCGGGACAUUCCAGAACAUAGCAGUGGUCCGCACCGACACACCGCUGUACACGGCGCUGGGUAUUUUUGUUGAGCAGCGAGUGUCGGCGCUCCCCGUUGUGGAUGACAAAGGUCGAGUGGUGGAUAUAUACUCCAAAUUUGAUGUUAUAAACCUGGCAGCAGAGAAGACGUACAACAACCUGGAUGUGACGGUGACCAAAGCCUUGCAGCACCGCUCUCAGUACUUUGAAGGGGUGCUGACCUGCCACAGGCACGAGACCCUGGAGGCCAUCAUCAACAGGCUGGUGGAGGCCGAGGUGCACAGGCUGGUGGUGGUGGACGAGCAGGAAGUGGUGAAGGGAAUCGUCUCCCUUUCAGAUAUUCUGCAGGCACUAGUGCUGACUGAUGGAGAAGAGGGCACAGCUUGAGGUAGUAACCCGAACAAUGAAAGGCUGCAAAGUUUUAAGAGGAGGUCAGAGCAAAGUGAGAAAGAAGAGGCAUGUGAGAGGGGAAUAUUGACAGUAUAUUGAAGUAUCAUCACCCAUCUCCUGUAACCAGACGUCCUAUAUUCACACAUGAAGACGUCUCCCUCCCUGCAGAAAUAUGAAGCUUUAGCAACGCAGCAAUAUUAAAUUGUAGUAGCACAAGACUGUAAAUGGAGCCGCGAGAGAGCGAGAGCCAAGAGACCUGUGACGAAGAGCUGACCAGGCAUCAUUCCCACUUCUGUGCUUGUUGAUCUACGUACAGUAGAGGAGGACCAUUAAUUAUGGCUUGAUUACAAAUGUUUUCCCGAUAGUGUAAAUUAUGUUUCAUCAGUUCACUGAUUUACCUGUAUUGCCUUUUGUUGGCAGCGUUUCAUUUCUAUAAUGAGGCUGAAGUGUAGAUGCACAUAGAGCCUGUAUAAGGGUCAUUUUAAACACUUUGUCAGAUCAACAAUUGGUGUGCGUUGUUGCUCCGACAUCUAUCUGAGACCUGUUCUUUUUACAUAUAUGUAGUAUGGUGUUUUCCGGCUUUAAUAAUCUUGUUAUGCAGCUAGUUUGAUUAUUUAAAUUCAGGUGGAGGGUUGAAAUCAUUUUUACCUUAAACAACUACCAAUAUGCAUAGACGGUGAUCGGUUACAGAAGUAUUUAUCUGUAUGUAUGUGUCAUACAUACUGUACAUGUAUACAAAAACUAGCCUCAUGCUACGUUUGUGUGAAGAUUGUAAAAAUGAUCUAGCAUAAUUUAUCAUUCAAACACUAGACCUUGAAGACCUCGGAGCUGGCCAGUAGUCUGCACUGGUCAGUUAUAUUUGAAAAUUAUUUCACAGAUGUAAAAUGAAAAUGGUCAUUGUCUAACUAAGUAUUUGGGCUUUUAGAAGUUUAAGCUUCGGGACCUCUUGCUUCAAAAAACCUAAUUAAGACAGUUUUAAUUAACUAAAAAAAUGGUUUCAUGUAAAUUUGUCGACAAUUAAAUCAAGUUACCACAGUUACCAGUAUGCGAAGAAUUAAAGUGCUCAGGUUUGAAUCUGUUGUGUAGCGAGACGGCAAAGUAGCAAACCUGGAGGAGCACUUCAGCAUCGACGAAUCUGCUGUCAGAGACGACGACCGUUAAUAAUUGUGCUGUGUCCUAUUUGAAUGCACAAGCUCUGGAGAUAUAUAUAUGGGUUUUAUGUUUUACCAUGUUGUCAUGUAUAACAUGUUUAAUGGAUUGUACAUUUUACUUUAGAGACACCUUUAUUUUCUGCUUGUUUUGUUACUCACACUUUGGCAUCAUUAGCGUUAAAGGGACUUGCUUAUUGCUUUCACUGCUGCAAAAUCUCAUCAGUUUUUUUGAAAAGUGCUCCAUCACUUGAAAACUAAUGGUCAAAUUAACAAUUUCUGUGGCAUUGUUUGUUUUCUGAUUUCUACCGUUUGAUGUCUUAAUGCCAGUUACAGUCAGUGAUGGCACGUCUGAACAUCUAUCUCAUCGUCUCACAUCUGUUCAUAAGUGUUUGUCAAAAUCACUCAAUACCAGCAUUUCCUGUCCAUUUUCUUAAGAGGAUGGGUCAGGAAUAUGUCACACUUCCUGUUUUGGUAAAUAUGAAAUGGAAUGUGUACAACUGUAUGAAAACACACAGUGUUUCUGCAUCGAGAUUAAGAUUGAAUGGAUGAGCAAUAAAGAUUCUUUGAGAGUUUG